GAAUCUGUUCUCACUCAAUAUUUUUCAUUUUUUUAAAAGAAAAAAAAAAAAGAAAAAUUCAUAUUUUAUUCACUUGUGUUCUUUGUUUCUCCAGCGUCAGAUCUUUCAAUUUUUUCUCAUAAAAACCAAAAAACAUUCGACCAAUCCACAAUCUCCUUCCCUUUAUACAAGCAAGCGCGCCAAAUACAAAAAUUUUCUUGUUCUCUCUCUUCUUCUUCUUCUUCAGGAUCUCCCUCUUAUGGCGGAGCCUCCCACCAGUCCUGCCGGCGGCAGCCACGAAAGCGGCGGUGAACAGAGCCCUAACACAGGUGGUGUUCGUGAACAAGACCGAUUCCUUCCGAUCGCUAAUAUUAGUCGGAUCAUGAAGAAAGCCUUACCUGCUAAUGGCAAGAUCGCUAAAGACGCUAAAGAUACCGUCCAGGAAUGUGUCUCCGAAUUCAUUAGCUUCGUUACUAGCGAGGCGAGUGAUAAGUGUCAGAAGGAGAAGAGGAAGACUAUUAAUGGUGAUGAUUUGCUUUGGGCAAUGGCGACGUUGGGAUUUGAGGAAUAUAUUGAUCCGCUUAAGUCGUACCUUACUAGAUACAGAGAGUUGGAGUGUGAUGCUAAAGGAUCUUCUAGGGGUGGUGACGAAUCUGCUAAAAGAGAUGCAGUUGGAGCCUUGCCUGGUCAAAAUUCCCAGCAAUAUAUGCAGCCGGGAGCAUUGACCUACAUAAAUACUCAAGGACAGCAUAUGAUCAUUCCUUCAAUGCAGAACAAUGAAUAGGAGUUUCCUGCAUUUCCACUUGGAUUGCCUGAAUUCUGAGGCUGGUAGAAGCUUUCAACACCUACAUAAGCAUCUUUACAAUCGAUUUGGCUGCUUUUAUUAUGAAAUGAUGAUAUUAUAAUACAUAUUUCUGGGGUUUCUGUGUUGGUUCUGGAUUUGAUUUUGGUUUAGGCUUUAAAGUGGGCUUCGAUUUUAUUGAUGGUCUCGUCAGCUAUAAGUCAUUGUAAAUUUGGGAACUUCAAUUCAGUAUAGUUGCUUUGGUAAUUUGGAAACUGGAAAAUAUUAUCCUCUUUCCCCCACUUCUGUUUCUUUUGUUUUGUUUCCCCCACUGAUUAAGAAAGUGAUGCAUAAUAUCCCUCUCCCCUUCCCUUUUACCA
Molecule: messenger RNA, 1140 nt
Organism: Benincasa hispida (wax gourd)
Lineage: Eukaryota; Viridiplantae; Streptophyta; Magnoliopsida; Cucurbitales; Cucurbitaceae
Source: RefSeq, a predicted model, not a curated record